AUGUCAUUCCGAUCAAGUUUGACUAAACUUGCACAGGCUCACCAACAUACCGCAAACGCAGACGACUAUUUGUCGAAAGGAUUGAUUGUGCUAGCUGCAGAAGAGCACUUUAAGGCUGCAGAAGCUUAUCUGGCUGCUAUAGAGCGUAGCCACGACGAAUCUGCCAAGCGUACCCUUCGAAGGCUUCACGACGAGCAUUGCAAGGCAGGGAAGGAGUUACAAAGAAAAAUUGAGAAAUUAAAGAAUGAAGGAAAGGAUCCCGCGUUACCUCAGAAAGCAGAAUCAUCAAGAGCGCCUCCACUCCGUCAGCACUCCAGCUCGUAUUUAGCGGGUUCGCCACGCAUCCACUCAUCUUCCCCGCCGCCCCAUCGGCCCAUGACAGACUCUCAGAAUGCAGUCGACGAAUCUUUCAUGCUUCUGGGAGGACAGCGAUCAGAUCCGGGAGAUGCAUUCAAUCAAUUUUGGAAUAUCAUGCAAGGAAUGUUGGAUAACCUAUCUCAACCCGUUGCAUUUGCGACUGUCCCCAUGGGUAACCAAGAUCCAUCUACAAGUGGGCCGACGUCCGGCACGAAAACCCCUCCUGCGAGAGAGGGGCUUCGCAAAGACAAUAGUUUUAGUAGCGAUACUGACUAUGAAGAACCAAUGCUAUCACGCUUUACCAGGCGAAUGGGAAUAGGGUCAGUCCGCGACAGUGGUAAACAAAAAGCGACACCUCUAGACACUGAAGGCUUCGAGGAUGAUGAUUUAUUGGAUGAAGAAGGCGAUCACCUUUCUGAAUCAUUUUGCUUGAUACCUUCUGGCGAUGAGCCAUCUCCUGCCGCGCUCAAGAAAGAAAACACCUCACUGAGAGCAGAGACAGCUGCCCUGCAGAAACGCUUAAAAGCGACUGAGCGAAUGUUGCAAAUGCGGAAAGAGCAAGAUGUUCACCUGCGUGAUAGUAUCUUCCAGGCAACACGGGAGGCGCAACGCGCCAUGGGAACAUCGGGAUUGCUACAGCGGCCUGCUCUCGAUCUCAACGCUCUCAAUAAUAUACCAGCUGUCCCUAUACCAGGCAUGAAUACAGGCAGAGAAGCACAAUAUGCCCGGAGAGUAAAAGAGCUCGAAGAUGAGCUACGCGCGGUUCGAGCGGAGAAUGAGAAACACAAACUUAUGAUAACCAAGUUUCGGGAGCGCUGGGAAAAGCUGAAGGAAUCGGCUAAACGCAAGAAAGAAGCUAAAGUAGCAGCUGAGGUCGCCACAGCCGGUGCGAGAGAUCGCAUAGUCGAGGAACCCGAGGCUGAAGAGGAGUUAGACGGCGCGACUGAAUCGUAG
Molecule: messenger RNA, 1311 nt
Organism: Laccaria bicolor S238N-H82
Lineage: Eukaryota; Fungi; Basidiomycota; Agaricomycetes; Agaricales; Hydnangiaceae
Exons: 6
Coding region: 1-1311 (436 amino acids)
Source: RefSeq, a predicted model, not a curated record